Molecule: messenger RNA, 3962 nt
Organism: Phascolarctos cinereus (koala)
Lineage: Eukaryota; Metazoa; Chordata; Mammalia; Diprotodontia; Phascolarctidae
Gene: CPNE5
Product: copine 5
Biological process (GO): cellular response to calcium ion
Cellular component (GO): plasma membrane
Molecular function (GO): calcium-dependent phospholipid binding
Source: RefSeq, a predicted model, not a curated record
UCUCCCUGCUGCUGCUCUCUCCCCCUUUCCUUCUCCAUAUCCUCUGUUCUCCCUUCUCUUCAUUUCUCCACUUCCCCGCUUUCUCUCACUCUUCCCACGCCCCUUCUCUCCCUCCUUUUCUCUUCUCUCUCCUGCCCAUCGUCCCUGAGUUGGGGGUGAACUCAGCUACCCCCCGGCGUGCUGGUUCCGCCCUGCUGGGAGCCCCAGAAGAAGACCCUAAAGGCUUCAUUUUGCCCGCCCCCUCCCCCCCGAGGAAGGGGGCAGUAGGAGUGGGCAAUUGUGCUGGGGGCUUAGCCGGGCAAUGGAGCAGCCGGAGGAUAUGGCGUCAGUGAGUGAGUUCGACUCCCUGGCAGGCAGCAUUCCAGCCACCAAGGUGGAGAUAACCGUUUCCUGCAGGAAUCUUUUGGAUAAAGACAUGUUCUCCAAGUCAGACCCAUUGUGUGUGAUGUAUACUCAAGGAAUGGAGAACAAGCAAUGGAGAGAGUUUGGAAGAACGGAAGUGAUUGACAACACACUGAAUCCGGACUUUGUACGCAAAUUUAUACUGGAUUAUUUCUUUGAGGAGAAACAGAACAUCAGAUUCGAUCUGUAUGAUGUUGAUUCAAAGAGCCCCGAUCUCUCCAAACACGAUUUCCUGGGCCAGGCCUUCUGCACUCUGGGAGAGAUCGUGGGGUCCCCUGGGAGUCGCCUGGAGAAGCCCCUCACGAUAGGAACAUUCAGCUUGAAUGCUAGGACUGGCAAACACAUUCCAUCAGUGUCAAAUGGCGGGGUCCCUGGGAAGAAGUGUGGUACCAUUAUCUUGUCAGUGGAGGAGUUGAGCAACUGCAGGGAUGUCGCCACAAUGCAGUUCUGUGCCAACAAGCUGGACAAGAAAGAUUUCUUCGGUAAAUCUGACCCCUUCCUGGUGUUCUACAGAAGCAACGAGGAUGGAACGUUCACCAUCUGUCACAAGACAGAAGUCAUGAAGAACACUCUGAAUCCCGUGUGGCAAACUUUCUCCAUCCCUGUGAGAGCCCUCUGCAAUGGGGACUACGAUCGGACCAUCAAGGUGGAGGUAUAUGACUGGGAUCGGGAUGGCAGUCAUGACUUCAUUGGGGAAUUCACCACUAGCUACCGGGAACUGGCUCGUGGGCAGAGUCAAUUCAACAUCUAUGAGGUGGUAAACCCGAAAAAGAAAAUGAAGAAAAAGAAAUACUUGAACUCUGGCACAGUAACGCUACUGUCCUUCGCAGUGGAGUCGGAAUGCACAUUCUUGGAUUAUAUCAAAGGAGGGACUCAGAUCAAUUUCACGGUUGCCAUUGACUUCACUGCCUCCAAUGGCAACCCUUCCCAGUCCACUUCCCUGCAUUAUAUGAGCCCGUACCAGCUGAACGCCUAUGCUCUGGCGCUAACAGCAGUCGGUGAGAUCAUCCAGGACUACGACAGUGACAAGAUGUUCCCAGCCCUGGGCUUUGGGGCCAAGCUGCCUCCUGAUGGCAGAGUUUCCCACGAGUUCCCACUGAAUGGCAAUCCGGAUAACCCCUCUUGCUGUGGUAUUGAUGGUAUCCUCGAGGCCUAUCACCGAAGCCUUCGCACCGUGCAGCUCUAUGGCCCCACCAACUUUGCACCGGUGGUCACUCAUGUGGCCAGGCAUGCGGCAACUGUGCAAGAUGGCUCCCAGUAUUCCGUGCUGCUGAUCAUCACAGAUGGGGUCAUCUCAGACAUGGCGCAGACCAAGGAAGCCAUCGUCAACGCUGCCAAACUCCCCAUGUCCAUUAUCAUCGUGGGCGUUGGCCAGGCUGAGUUUGAUGCCAUGGUUGAGCUAGAUGGUGACGACAUUCGGAUCUCCUCCCGGGGGAAGUUAGCAGAGCGGGAUAUCGUCCAGUUUGUGCCAUUCCGGGACUAUGUGGACCGAACAGGGAAUCAUGUGCUCAGCAUGGCUCGCCUGGCCAGAGAUGUACUGGCUGAGAUCCCUGACCAGCUGGUAUCCUACAUGAAAGCACAAGGCAUUCGUCCCCGCCCACCCCCGGGACCUCCUGCCCACACCCCAUCUCGGUCCCCUUCACACACUCCGCCUGCCUCCCCUAUGCACACAAACAUCUAAGGAUGAGGCACAGGCAGGGUGGGAAGAGGAGAAUUCCCUGGGACAUGCGUCUGCACACACACACACACACACACACACACACACACACACACCCCACUGAGGUUCAAAUUCCAGCUAUCAUUUACUACUAGUGUGACCUUUGAGAAGUCACUCACCCCUAGGGGGGAGAGGGGGAGGAGGGGCAGCUCAGUUUUCUCAUUUGUAAAUGAGGAUUUGGGCUGGAUCAUCCCCAAGGCCCUUUCCCACCACAUCCAGUGAUCCACAGUGACCAGAGUGGGUAGAGUCUAAGGCAUGAGCCUGGGACCCCCUAGGUGGAACCCCUCACCAUGCCUCUGACUCUGCCAGAGUUCCUGGCCAGGCCCAGCACCAGCCCAGCUGUACUCCCCACCCAGAGCCCUGACUCUUUCCUCUGUUUCUCCUCAUCUACCCCAUGGCCUGUGUCACAAACAUCUGGACCUGCUGAGGAGUGGGGCAAAGAAGAGGGACUGACCAGGGGGGCAGGGCUACAUAGAAUAAUGGAGAGACCCAGUGGCUUGGCAUAGAAGAGAAUCAGAGUGUGUCAAAUCAGGAGCCAGGAUGAAGCUUGAGGCGCUAAAGCAGCCCCCAGCAGGCUGUGUCCCUCCAGAGUCCCUGGGCUCUCUGCCUCCUGUCACCCUUGCCAAAUGAGGUACAACACUUUGAAGGCAGACUUCUCCUCUCAAGGACAGAGGGCAUUAAGCCUUUCCCUUCCCCCACAAAGGAUUUCCCAGGAACUGAAGGGCCCAGGGCUCUUGCUGGAGCUGAGCCAACCAGAUGGGGAGCUUCUGCCAGCCUUCCCCCUCCACCUCCACCUGCCGGCUUACCUCCUGACCCAGCCCCUGAGGGGGACAGGAGGAGGGAGGGGCUCAGAAACCUUUCCACUCUCACCUCUCUCUGGCUUCUUUCCUGGCCAGUCUGAGCUUCAGGAGGGUGUUAAAGAAUCUGCCAGCCAGGCACAAUGGUAGGGAGGGAGGGGGCUGUGGGGCAGUCCACACUCAGGCCUGUGCAAGGCCAACCCUCUGACAAAAGUGUGCAGCAAACAAGAGGGUAUUACCCUUCAUACCCUUCCACCUCCCCUGGUAACCUGACCCCUCUACUUGCCACCCACAUAGCUGUACUCCCUCCUAUUUCCAUUGCUAAGAUAUUGCCCCACAAUAACUUAAGUAUGAUAAGGGAAUAUUUGCAUGAUAUUGGGGGUCACUGAAGACCCCCAAACCAGACCCAAAGAAAUGAAUCUCUAAUAGUGGAAUUUCAGAUCCUGGAAAGGAGAGAGAUUUGGGUUGUGGAUGCAGCAAACCCAUAUCCCCAGUACCCAGGCCAAGCAAAUUUUCCCUCCCUGGAGUAAUGUCUUGUCAGUAGUCUGUGCCAGAUGUGGACCCCUUUGAGUAUGAAGUACCCCAGCUGUAUCCAGUCCUAACUCCUGUCAUAGCAGAAGUGGGCCCCACAACCCCAAAUGCAGCUCUCCAGCACGAGGGCUAUCUCUGCCCCAACCUGGGAAGGUGUUCUCUCUGGGUGACCGGUGACACUGAGAGGCUGGCUCCCCACAUGCCCACCCUUGACCCCCAAGUAGGUAGUCAGUGAUGCAUGCCAGUCCGUCCUGCUGCAUGGGGCUGCUUGUGCCCACUGAACACUCAGCUUCCCUCAGCUCCCCUUUUGAGACACAUCCUUGUCUGCCCAGCUCCCAAGUGAUACAUCUAUGCUCAAAGCCCAGGGCUCCCAGCCUGGAGCUGCCUUCUGGCCACCUGUCCAGCCCUGUUCCUCUUUUUUCUGUGCAUGAUGGUUGUAUUUCUAACCCGUGUUGUCCUCUCUGGAGUCUUUAGUGGGAGCUGCUAUGUACUGACACUGCCUUAAACCGGAAUAA